Molecule: messenger RNA, 1678 nt
Organism: Photinus pyralis (common eastern firefly)
Lineage: Eukaryota; Metazoa; Arthropoda; Insecta; Coleoptera; Lampyridae
Product: nuclear receptor-binding factor 2-like
Exons: 3
Coding region: 171-1055 (294 amino acids)
Biological process (GO): autophagy
Source: RefSeq, a predicted model, not a curated record
CACGCAACAGUUUCCUUUAAAUACAGUUAAUUACAUUUUGUUAAAGACGUACAGCUGUCAAUUUCCAAAAUAAUACCACCAAAUCAUGGAGAGUUAACCAAAAAUUCAAAAGUAGAUUGUAUAGUCUUUAUCUUCGUCCAAAUUUGGGUAAUACUUUUUAAAGUACAAAUAUGGAACAAUCAGCUUUAAAUAAGGCCCACAUUCAAUACAGACGAGCUGAAAAUUAUUUACGUUAUAGAAGAUUUGAGGAGGCAAUUGAAUGUCAUUCUAUAGCUGCUGAAUUAUUGCAAGAUGCCCUUUCGUUAACUGAAAAUCCGCGCUCGUUGGAAUCUUUAAAGUUACAAAGAGAUUAUCAUCUGCGUCAAAAGCAAAUAGUCUUAGUUAAAAAGGAGCAGUUUGAAAAUUAUAAAAAAGCGAUCGAAAAUCAAAGACAACGAAUGCAGUGUCAUUCGAACGCUGGCUUCGAAGAUAAUUUCGAUCAAGGCAGUACCUCUUUACAAGUUGCUAUUUAUAGAACAAUGGAAGAAGCGGACUCCUUAUUAAAUUUAUUAAUUAAGAAAAACAGCGGAGCUAAUAGUGACAGUGAAAGUGUUAAGAGUUUCUCAACCGAUACCGACGAAAGACUUUUGUCCAUUGACACUAUCGACAGCUCAAAUUCUAAUGCUGUUGUCGGCAGUAAACAUCCAAAGGACGAUAGUAUUGUAAUAGAAGAAUUACGAAUAUUAAAUGGUCAAUUACAUGCGUUAGUUUAUAAACUUGUCACACAAUUAGACGCAAGCACUCGAGAGGUAGACAUGUUAAAGGAACAAAUUCGACAACUAGAGAGUGAAAAAGUAAAAGUCCCCAAUAAAAGCUCAAACUCCAAUUUGAGGGUUACCACAACAGAUUCAUCUGGUGGCACAUCUCCUUACGUUUUCACACCAUGCAGUGAAUUAAGCCCAGACAUAAACGAUUCGAAAUUUUUACCUGUACUUUCACCCCUUGAACUCCCCAAUUUUAAUUUAUCAACUUUUGUUAAGAAAAAUUUAAAUCAAAAUAUUAAUUCGAGCACAUAAUUGUAAGUUGAUGAUUGUAAAUAUGUAUAUUUAUAGGUACCAAAUUUGUGUUCUACAAAUCAAAUAUUGAUAUUUAGGUUUUAUGUGUAAACAACGUAAGGCUUAUUUUUGAUGCUUUUUUGCUUGUUUUAAAAUAUACUAACAGUUAAAUAAAUGAACCAUUGUUUAAAUUAAAACUUAUCAAGUUUGCUAACCUUUAUUGUCCAAAUUGUAGUUUACAGCUGCAAACACAGGUUUACAUAACAGUGCUUUUCUCUAAUCAGGGUCAAAGGCAGCUCAACUGUAGAAUUGGUGGUAAUGUACCAAAUCACAAGGUAUUCAGCUGCAUUUGUAAAUGAGGAAGAAUUUAGAAUGGAAGCUGAACUAAAUCACAAAAGAAUUGAUAUCUUUAUCAUCUUUCAUACAAUUGAGGUAUCUGAGAUCCAUUACUUCUGACCGAGCUUCUGACCAUCACUGUACCUGUCACAACCUUAAAAAUGACGAUCUCUAGCAGUCUGUCCCUGUACUUCUUAAGAGCUAUGUCCCUUGUAUUAAUAAUUAAUGUGGAGGUGCAAUUUACAAAAUAAAGUCUUCAUUAUUUGUUUAUACCUACUUCUGGUGAUGUGGUUAACUUUGAGAUAAUU